AUGAAUUCUGUCAUCUUUUUCCUGAAAACUUACCAAUGUUCAACUCAUGAAGUAAAGUUUAGUGAGGAAAACUUCCAUCAAAGAUUACCAGAACAUGCUCAACCAACAAUUCCAUUUCCUAACGUGCCCAAUAUUGACGUGAAACCUGUCGAGCAUUUCUUGAAAGCUGUAGAUGAAAUUACGGCAAAGGAUAUUGCUUCCACAGCACAGAAGCUUUUGUCAUCUCCCCUCACGAUGGCAUCUUAUGGAGAUGUUCUUUACGUACCAAGCUAUGAUGCGGUCAGCAGCAGGUUCCAUUCAAAAUGA
Molecule: messenger RNA, 306 nt
Organism: Fraxinus pennsylvanica
Lineage: Eukaryota; Viridiplantae; Streptophyta; Magnoliopsida; Lamiales; Oleaceae
Source: the annotation of a GenBank genome assembly